Molecule: messenger RNA, 1593 nt
Organism: Spizellomyces punctatus DAOM BR117
Lineage: Eukaryota; Fungi; Chytridiomycota; Chytridiomycetes; Spizellomycetales; Spizellomycetaceae
Exons: 5
Coding region: 24-1400 (458 amino acids)
Biological process (GO): outer dynein arm assembly
Cellular component (GO): cytoplasm
Molecular function (GO): protein binding
Source: RefSeq, a predicted model, not a curated record
CUAUACUCGACGAAGAGCAAAGGAUGAGCAAAAAGCCGCCAGCAGCGAGUACUUCCCGAGUGUCAUCAGCAGUGACAUCAAAACUGACCAAAUCCUCCACAAACUCGACAACCCGCCUCUCAACCACAUCUAAACGCAGGCCUGGAUCGGGAAAAUCAACCAGCCAGACUUCACUCGCAAAUUCCGGUUCACGGGCCAAUCUCGGUUCUCGGUCCGUCAGUAGGGCUUCUGUCCGGCCUGGUUCCGCUGGUGAGAACAAGUCCAGGGGAAGGACACCUCAAGAGGGGACCGUUGCGUCGGUGGAGGAUGAGGUGUUGAAAGAGGAUCAAGCUGUACCAGAUGUUGAAGAGAUUCCAGCAGUAAAUGAAGAAGCAGAGUAUCGUAAAAGAGUUGAGGCGCUGCCAGUACCUUUUGAAGUGUUGAAGCGAGGAUUAUCAAAUUUGGGAAGAUCACCUGAAGAGCUAAAGCAAGUUUACACCAAGUUAUCGAUACCGAAUGCAAACAUUUCCCAAAUCUCUUUCCUCCAAAACUAUCGGUACCUGCAAAUUCUCGAACUGCCCGGAAAUAGCAUCUCGGAUACCUCCACACUAUCCCACUUGCGCUAUCUGACACACCUUGAUCUAUCGGGCAACAAACUGACCAAAGCCCUCGAUUUCGAUCCCCCGUACAAUCUCCAACACGUUGAUCUUUCCAAAAACCAAAUUACAGAGAUUGGACAGAUGGGACGGCACAGAUUCCUGGCAAGAUUGUGUUUGGAUCGGAAUCUGAUCCGAACAAUUAGUGGGCUGGAGGAUUGUAGAUAUUUGACUCACCUCAGUUUAAGGAAUAAUGGUAUUUUGAUGAUUGAGGGAUUGGAGGGCCUACCUAUUCGGUAUUUGGACCUGAGAUAUAACCGUAUUGCCAGUCUGGAAGGCCUUGCAACACUUGGAGACCUUGAAGACCUCUACAUUGGACACAACUGUAUAACAAGUCUAACACCACUCCCCAGUCUCCCAUCCCUUCGUCUCAUCGAUCUAUCCUUCAACAAUCUAAACAGUAUUGACUCAUUGGCUCAGUUACAAGUCCUCAUACAUUUACGGGACCUCUACCUAUCCGAUAAUCCAUUAACAAAUUCACCAUCCUAUCGAUUGCGGACUGUAUUUCUCCUUUCUCAACUCACGGUCCUGGAUGCUCUGCCCGUGUCACCCGAAGAAAAAGUUGCGGCGAUCAACAAGUAUGAUCCACCGCCUAGUGUGGUUGCGAGUGUGCAUCAUGCAGCGAUGCUAAAGCGGCAGAUUAGAAGGGAGGCGAGGAUUAAUAAAGUGGAUAUUAUGGAAGGAGAUGGAUCUGGAGGUGAAGAGCUUGAACUGGAAGCCUUGGUGGAGGUUGUUCAUCCAGGGGAGCGCUGUUCAUCCGUUUGAUUCCAUAAAGGGCCAACGCAACGAUAUCUCAUAGAUUUGUUUUUGACAUUUGUGGAAUCUCUUUGGGAUGUGGUUACGCAUCAGUCGCUCUAAUAUACAUGUUUAUACAGUCGUGCAGGAUAUAUGUUGCAUGAAAAUUUGUAAAUUCGGUUCGGUUCCUUCCCAAUAUUCCACUCAAUAAAAUCUUUGCUAU